Molecule: messenger RNA, 1226 nt
Organism: Marasmius oreades (fairy-ring Marasmius)
Lineage: Eukaryota; Fungi; Basidiomycota; Agaricomycetes; Agaricales; Marasmiaceae
Exons: 7
Coding region: 78-1037 (319 amino acids)
Cellular component (GO): U2-type catalytic step 2 spliceosome; Prp19 complex; U2-type catalytic step 1 spliceosome
Molecular function (GO): pre-mRNA binding; U6 snRNA binding; metal ion binding
Source: RefSeq, a predicted model, not a curated record
AAGCUCUCACUUGCUCUCACAACGACAGUCCAAAAUCCUCAAGACCUGACCGUACCCUUAUAGAGUUUGUAUUGAAAAUGCCAAAGGCUGAUAUUAAUAAAGCUGGAUGGGAACAGAGUGAAUUUCCGAUUCUUUGUGAAACAUGUUUGGGAGACAACCCCUUCGUUCGAAUGUCGAAACAAGAAUACGGCCGUUCUUGUGGCACCUGCGCUCGACCUUUCACAGUGUUUCGUUGGGAUCCAGGAUCGGGCAUGCGUUUCAAGACUACUGUCAUUUGCCAGACUUGCGCGAAGAUAAAGAACGUCUGCCAGACCUGCCUACUCGAUCUAGAAUACGGACUGCCGACUCAAGUGCGAGACACUGCUCUUGGGUAUCAGAGCGAAGCACCCACCAGCGACAUUAAUCGUGAAUAUUACGCCCAAAAUAUGGAAAACAAACUCGAAGGAAACAAAUCCGGACUUGAUAAUGGUCGAGCUCAGUCAGCUGGCAAGGAGAUCUUGAAACAACUGGCCCGAACGGAUCCUUAUUAUAAACGUAACCGUCCGAAAAUAUGCUCUUUUUUUGUGAAAGGAGAGUGCACACGGGGAGCCGAGUGCCCUUACCGUCAUGAAAAACCCGUCGACAACGAGUUAUCACACCAAAAUAUUCAGGACCGUUAUCACGGACAGAACGAUCCCGUCGCUCGAAAAAUCUUGUCACUCAACUCGGCAAAGCAAGGUCUUCAACCCCCGGAAGAUCAAAGCAUUAUCUCGCUGUUCCUGUCUUCACUAGCACCCAGAUCGACUGAGCAGAGUAUACGGAUGCGUGUUCUGCAAUCGCUGCCAUCUAUGGACCCGACUAAUUUGAAAUCGGUCGUUCAUGUCGAGAAGUCAAGAUGUGCGUUCGUCAACUUUGAAGACAGAGAUACGGCUGAGCAAGCGGCUGAGGCUUGGGUCAAUGGUCUAGAUAUUGACGGCCAGAGAGCUGUCGUGAAAUGGGGUAGGAGUCGACCAAAAGCGAUCGCACCCACGGUUCAAUUGCCUGUUGCGUCGUCGUGAACAAGAUUACGGUCACGGUGACAUCAAAUCUCUCCUAUAUGCCAUCGUCUAUGUCCGUAACUGGAAUUCCAGCUAUCGCUCGCUCCCGACUCCCUGAGUUGUGGUUGUUAUUGAGGCUGAGAGGGACUAGGACAACCUUGGAAGUACUGCAUGUACCGAAGAACAGUAAAAUUUGCGACAAAAAACCCG